AUGGUUAUGCAUGAUGAAUGUAAACUGAAGUUCUUAGAGCUAAAAGCAAAGAGGAAUUACCGGUUCAUUAUUUUUAAGAUUGAAAAUCAAGAAGUGGUGGUGGAGAAACUGGGAAGCCCAUAUGAAACCUACGAGGACUUUCCUAAGUCUCCGCCUACCAAUGAGUACCACUAUGCUGUCUAUGAUUUAGAUUUCUUCACUGAUGAGAAUUUCCCUAAAGGUCACCUUGAUACAUCAAAAGUGAGAAGUAAGGUGGUCUAUGCCACCUCGAAGGAUAGAUUCAAGAGGGACCUGGAUAUGGAUGACACUCCAGUCAUGUCACAAGCAACAGAUCCUAGUAAAAUGAGCCUUGACACUGUAAAAGGGCAAGAACUUUGUCAUUUCAACUUCUUGAUGUUUAGCUCCUCCUAA
Messenger RNA from Quercus robur (English oak), 411 nucleotides. RefSeq names its product actin-depolymerizing factor 7-like. The coding region runs from base 1 to 411 and encodes 136 amino acids. Gene Ontology annotation, biological process: actin filament depolymerization. The transcript has 2 exons. The record is from RefSeq and is a predicted model, not a curated record. Gene Ontology annotation, cellular component: actin cytoskeleton; cytoplasm. Lineage: Eukaryota; Viridiplantae; Streptophyta; Magnoliopsida; Fagales; Fagaceae. Gene Ontology annotation, molecular function: actin filament binding.